AUGUCUGAUUUUGUCCACCUGGUCAAGAUUCCCGGGACGGACACGGUGGAGGGUCUGAAGGAAGCCAUAAAAAACCUUGAUGAGGAAGCACGCGAACUCGACGAGAAACACGCUGAACAAGCUCGUUUGGCGAACGAGGCCAUACAAGACCUGAACGCGAAACAUCUUGCCUUGCGCGCCACCUUGUUGAUGAUGGGAGACAAGCAGUGCCGAGAAGUUCUACAAGAGCUUCCGAAGGCGGUUCUGGAGAAACUACCACGUGAGCUCCGCGAUAUGGUCUACACGGAGCUAUACCGUGGAAGUCAGGACAAGCCGUACGAGAUUACCGACGGCGACUCCAAGCAUCCACACGACCCCUUGCAUGAGUUUGCGCCCAUAGUCAAAGCAUUUCAUGAGCCUUACUGGAUGGACAAAGAAGAGGUCGGACAUGAGUUCGCACGGGAAGCUGUAGAGGUCUGGUACAAGUGCGCUCAUCUCUCGAUCCAUAUCAAGCUUCUGCAACCACUCUUGCAAGACGACGAUGGCGUCUUGUAUGAACAAUGGUCGCCUUCGGUCCGGACAUGCAACUUCCUUAGGAAAUUGGACGUCAUCAUUGGGCCCGCGACUUUACCGAUAUAUUUGGAAGAGAGUAGGCCGUCAGGUCAAGCGGUAAACAUCCGACAGAUAUGUCGGUCACUCUCCGCCCUAUUGGAAGAACCGAGUGUCGCGCAGAAGGAGGGUUUCAAAUUGCACAUUACCUUUCGAUGGGCUAUGGAAGACGAGUGGUCUGACUACCUCAAGGCAAUCUGCCCAGUGGUCUAUCGUUUGAAAGCCCAAGGCUUCCUGGUGUCAGGCAGCCAAGCUUAUGGACAGAGCAUCUAUGCAGUGUGCAGCCACUUCGGCCGAGACGACUGUGAGUGCGAACCCUGGCAACGUGGAGACACUAGCUGGCACAUUCUCGAUGUCUUUGAUUGGUUUGACUGCUCGGAAGAGGAGUGUAUGCAGAGGAUAGAAGAGGAGAAAGACAAAAUCUGGGAAUGA
This is a messenger RNA of Alternaria hordeiaustralica, 1020 nucleotides long. RefSeq lists its product as uncharacterized. NCBI's taxonomy places the organism in Eukaryota, Fungi, Ascomycota, Dothideomycetes, Pleosporales, Pleosporaceae. The record is from RefSeq and is a predicted model, not a curated record. The transcript has 3 exons. Bases 1 to 1020 code for a protein of 339 amino acids.